CAUUAAUUUUUGCUCUGAUCUUUAUAGUGUUCUUCCUCCUAAUAACUUUGGAUUUGUAUUGUUCUUGUUUUUAGGACCCUGCAGUGUGUCUUUAGGUUAUUUAUUGAGCUCACUGUUUUAUGAUGUGGAAAAUUACUGCAAUAUACUUACCUCUUAGGACUGCUUUCAUUGUGUCCUAUAAGUGUUAGUAUGUUGUGUCAUCAUUCGAUUGUAGGAAUUAUCUGAUUUCUUCAUUAAUUUCAUCUGUGACUAUUGAUCAUUCAAGAGAGAAUUACUUAAUUUUCUUGUGUUUGCUUACAGUUUUUUGCCAUUGAUUUCUAGUUUUCAUUGCAGUAUGAUCUGAUAAUAUGGAUGAGAUAAUUUCAGUUCUUUUGCAUUUAUUUAAACAUGUUUUUUGAGCUAAUAUGUGGUCUAUUUUAAAGAAAGUCCCAUGUGCUGCUGAGGACAAUGUGUAGUGUGUUGUGUUUGGAUUGAAUAUUCUGUAGAUAUCUAUUAAGUUCAUUUGUUCAUAUGUUUGGUUCAACUCUGAUAUUUCUGUUGUUUUUGAUAAGGACAUCAGGAAUUGAACUUAUGACCUCCCACUUGCCAGGCAGGCACUGUGUCGCUGAGCCACCAGCCCAAGGUCCUACCAUGUAUUGGUGUUCAUCUGAUUUUUCACAUCCACUAGAAUUUGUAUUAUGAAGUUGGGUGUGCUGGUAUUUGGUGCAUAUAUGCUUAUAAUUGUAACCUCUUUCUGUUGAAUUGUUUCCUUAAUCUACUGAUGGUGAAGCUUUUAGAGACCAAGUGCCCAAACUGAGCCAAAACCCCACUUAACUAUUGCAGAGUUAACACUACAAUUAAGCCCUGCAUACUGAGGUUUUAGUUUAAACAACUAUUAUCUGAUGUUCAUUUGCUGGGGUGACCUACAUGCCAACAAAGAAGGCUUUGCCUACCCUUUGGGGCACACAUGCUUAUAGGCCUACCACUACUACCUUAACCUAUAUGUAGUGACUUUUUCUCUUCUACUUGGUGUUGGCUUGAAAUCUACUUUGUCUGAAAUUAGGCUUUGUCCUAUUUUUUUUCCAGACUGCCAUUGCAUGAAAUACAGUGGUUCCUUGGUUCACAAAUUCAAUUCUGUCCAUAAUUCUGGUCGCAAACUGAACUGUGGACAAGAACCAAAUCAAAUUUUCCCAUAAGGUCAACAUCUAACUUGAACAUGGAAUUUAAUUCAGUUCUUGCCCAACUUGAUUUGCAACCAGAAUCAUAGAAUCAAGUUUGUCUGCAUUAUUUUUUAUCCUUUGUUUUUUAAUUUGUGAGUUCCUUUUUAAAUGUAUACUACAUGUCGUUGGGUUUUGUUUGUUGAUCCAUUCUGCCAGUCUGUCUUUUGACUGGGGAAGUGAGACCAUUCACAUUGAGAAUUAUUACCUAUUCCUGUUAUUGCAUUAUUUUCCAGUUGCUAACUUAUCCACCCCACCCUUUUUACUUAGCUGCUCACCCACCAUGCACACUAGUACCUUGGUUUACAAACUUAAUUUAUUUUACAAUUUUGGGGAAAUGGUUGUAUUUGUUUGGGAAGAUGGCUGUGGUUGUAUUUGUCACUCAAUGCAGAGUUUGUAAAUGGAAGCAAAAUUUUGCCAAAUACUUUUGUUUGUGAACUUAAUUGUUUGCAAACAGAAACAUUCACGCACCAAGAUAAUACUGUAUAUUUUUUUUUUUUUUGGCAUUAUUGACUUCAUUGUGUCUUUCUAGACUAUUAAGAAUUUUUGUAACUCUGGUAGAAUGGCCAUGCAUUUCUUGAGGUUCUCAAUGAAUACCUCAUUUCUCUAUCAAGUUUGAAGGAUAGUUUUGCAGGAUACAUAAGUUGGGCUGGGGAGUUAUCUUUUAGGGCUUAAAACAUUGCAGUCCUCCUGGCCUUAAGGUAUGCUAGAAAAAUCUGCUGUAAUUCUAGUGGGUUUACCUUUAUUUGUGAUUCAUUCCCUUUCUCUAACAACUUUAAAGAUUUUGUCCCUGUGAUAGACUUCUGGUACUUUGAGUGUAAUGUGACUCAGAGAGUUUCUGUUUUGUUGUGGCUGUUGGAUGUCUAUAUGCCUCAAUUAGCUGUACAUAUACUUCUUUAUAUUUGGGGAGUUUUAUGCCAUUCUUUCUGUGAACAGGUAUUUUUUGCCGUUUUUGUUAUCCUCUGAUUUUUCACUUAUUCUAGUUCUUAAUCUUUGCAUCAUCUCACAGCUCUUGGAUCCAUCUUUCAUGUUCUCUUAAAAUAUCUUUGAAUAGUUGGUCUUUGAAAGCAUCCUCUUCUAGUUCUGAAAUUCUGUCCUCACACUGGUUACUUCUACUGCGUAUAGUUUCAGUAUUGUUUUUUUGUUUGUCUGUUUUUAAGACAGAGUCUCAUUAUAUAGUUCAGGAUGACCUUGAAUUCACCCUGUAGUCCAGGCAAGCCCCAAACUCAUGGCAAUUCUACUACCUCAGUCUUCUGGGUGCUGAAAUUACAGGUGUACACUGCUGUGCCCAACUCCAUAUGACCUUUGAUCUCUUGAAUUUCUGACUAAAACCUUUGCAUGAACUCUUAAUUCUUUGGCCAACUGGUCAUUGUUUUGUGUAGCUAACCUAGCUUUUUGUUAGUGUCUUCUGAAAGCUCCCACAUUGUUUUAGUUAUUAUUCCCAUUAACUAUUUAGUUAUAUCUUCUCUGAUUCCUCUGAGUACCUCUAAUUUGUUUUCUAACCUCUGUUACCCUUUUUGAAUAAUUCAGGUGUGUGGCUUUGGCUAGUCUGAUUAUUAGUGCUCCCUGGGUUGGCUUCUGGGAGUUGGGAGUUAUGGGAAGUAUUUUGUUCCCUUACCUUCUCAUGCUUCUAUUAUUUUGUUUUGUGCUGAGGUUUAUGAAUGCAUAUAAUCUAGAGCAGUGGUGAACCUGUGGCAUGCCUGCCAUUGUGAGCUGUUUUUAUUAUUGAAAGUUCAAAGGUUCACCAUCACUGAUUUAGAGAUUUUUAUUGCUAGUAUAGAAAUCUCUUGAGCUGCUUUUCAGAGAUGUGCUAUGGGCCUGGUGAACUGUAUGUAUUCAUUUGCCACAGGUCCACAAUCUGAUCAUCUUGGUUGUUUUGAAAAGGGAAGAUGCAGUAUACACAGCCAAACAACUAAGUUUUCUGGGAAUGUAUUCUAGUAUUGUUAAUGUCACAAAGGUAAUUUGAGUGCUGGCUUGCAGAGAUAUAGUGAUAGUUAUGCAACCCUGAUAGUAUCAAGUGAAUCAACUACAGUAGUAUCAUCCGAGACAAAUUAGAUAUUAAUGUACCAUAGUUAUGCUACCGUUAAUCUGAGAGAAGAAAUUGCCAAUUGUACUGUAACCAUUAUGACAACCUAGGUAUUAAUUUACUACUAAUAUAUACUAACGGUGACAGCUGUCUCUUCUAAAAAUAUUCAACAGUAAUUUUACAGAGUUAACUGUCAAAAGAUUAACAAUACUUUAUUGUUAUACUGUUAAAGAUACAAGAUUUGGGAAUGGGGGACUGCAAGAGGAAAGUUUUGAAACUGUAAACUCUGUAGUAGGAGAGAGAAGUAGUACAGAGGAUCUUACUGAGAAGUAAAUGGAUAUUUAUAAAAUUAGGUAAAUGAAAGAGAAAAACUGAUGACAAAUAGAACAUAAAAGAAAAAAGAGGGAGAAAAAGCACAAAAGUUAUUAUAGAAAGUAAAAAUGGGAGAAAAAAUUUGAAAAAAGAGAAAGAUAAAGCAAGGAAGAAGAACCAAGAGAAAUUUCCAAGCCUCAAAGUCUAGUGAAGAAGAAAGAAAAAAAGAGAAACAAAACAAAAUAAAACAAAAAAAAACAUGAAAGUGCACAUGCUCACUCACCUCAUCUCUCUCUCUCUCUCUCUCUCUCUCUCUCUCUCUCUCUCUCACACACACACACACACACACACACACACACACAGAAACAAAGAAAUUUCUGUGUGAUUUCGAAUAUCUGGUUUUCUUCUGGGUUCUAUUUUAGAGCAAUGCCCAAGUCAUGACAUUUCCCUGUUCAUGCUGAUAAAUAAAGAAGUCAGUUAGAUCCCAGACCUGUGCUUGACACAGACACCAGUUAACAGUAAAAUGUGGAUAAGGUUGCAGAUUUUGAGAGUUGAAAAUCUAGAACAAUUCAGGUUCAGCCUCUUUAUCUUAAAACCCUCAGAAGGUAAUCUUGCUGGUCUAACCACUGCUGUUACCCAUGAAAGUCCUCACACAUUCACUGUGGGAGCAUAGCUCACUGGAAGCCCUGCACUGACGCAGUCCCACUGCUGCUCUUAGACUCAUCAGGUUCAGUCAGCCUCUCCCUGGUAUGCCACCUGACUAGCCAUGUGUCUAGGGGGUGAGCACUUCUGCAGGGGUCACUAACCAGGUGGUUGUAACUCACAGCAUCCAUGGAUCUGGUUCAUCCCUUUUUCUCCCCGAAGCUCUCUGGAAUCCCCGCUUUCACUUGUCUCUGUAGAUUUGAUUUUAUUUUAGGAGCCAGGAGCUGGGGAGAAAUUGCAGAUUGUCUCAUCUUCCUUUUUCUGAAUUGUGUUUUGUCCCUUCAGUUUCUCUGUAGAUAGUAACUUUUUGUCAGAUCAAUCCUGCUUUCCAUGUGGGAUCUUUUUGCUUCUUACUUUCCUUCCCCAGGUUGUUGUUUCCCAGCAUCUGGAUUCUAAAUAUCCCAGAGUUUGAGUUAUUUUUGCUUGUCAAUCUACCAUUUUCCUCUCAUUUCAAAGUAUAUUACUAUGAAGCCUUCUUUAGUUUUGGAAUUAAAGUUUGUAUGGUAACAAGUCCAGACUAUCCUAUAUUAACCAGUACUGAUUAGAGAAUCAUUUACUCUGUUAAUUCAUUCUUCCAAAAAUCUGAGCAUUUGGGGGAUACAGUCAAUCUAGAACAGAUGAGGUAGUACUGAGAAACCAUUAUCUGCCUGUAAUGAUUUUAACUAUAGAAAUCUUCUGCUAUUUUAUAAUAUAACUAAUGGUAUAGGUUUUAUACUCCUUUAGAAACAUUUAUAAACUGCUUGUACAUUACAAACAUGCUUACAGUAAGAUAAAUUAACGAGAAAAACCUGAGAUAUUAGUAUGACUAAAUAUUUCUAUCCAAGUACGCUUUUUAUAGUUGAUCAUCAAGCAAGAAUUAUUUUCCUAAAAAAUUUUUUUAAAUAGACCUUUCAGAUUACUUACCUGGUGUCUUAGUUACUUUUUACUCGUUGCUGAGACAAAAUACCUGAAGCCCAAGUUGGGAAAGGAAAGGUUUAUUUCUUACAGUUUUUGGAAGUUUCAGUCCACAGUCAGUUGGCUCCAAGACAGGUGGGCAUGACUGGGCUGCAGUUCAUGGCGGCUACAAACAGCAAACAGGAACCAGCAAAGAGCAAGACACACCUUCUUCCUGCCAUUACAUCACAUCCUGGCUCCACCCCUAUGUGGGUGUAGCACUGACACCAUCAAUCCAAGUACUAGACAAUGAACCAAUCACAAAUGCACAAUGAAAACUCAUGAGGCCUGGGAGCCACAGACAUAAACCAUGACACCUGGCUAGAGCUGUAUCAAAAAAAAUUUUUUGAGUUUUUUAAAAGUAAGACCCAUACUUAUGGUUCUUAAGGAAUUUUAUUUAAAGAUUAAACAUGAGGAAAAAGAAGACAACAUCUACUUCAGAUAUAUCCAUGUAGCCCUGAGACUUUGUUUUUAACAUGUGCAGUGAAGUUGACUUUCUUUUCUGGCUUAUAUAUUGAAAGUCAGUUUAAAAAUCAUAGAAAUACUCGAGCAUCAAUUUAAAGUUUUUCCUGUAUUUCCUGAUUAUUUUCAAGAUAACAUUCUCAUUUUAAGCAUAACAUUCGGAGACAAUAUAAUAUCUCUACUUUCAAAUUAAGGUUCAGAUGUUUUUGGUUUCCCAGGAAUGUCAUUAACAGUACCACAAACAACAGAAAUUUAUUGUCUCACAGUUCUGGAGUCUAGAGGUUGAGUAUAAGGUAUUAACUUUCCUUGAGGAUUGUGAGGGAAAGUCUGUUAUGCCUCUCUUCUCGUAUUGCCACUGAAUCUUGUCCUUGUAUUCAGAUUUCUUUUUACAAAGACAACUUGGUCAUAUUGGAUCAGGGUCCACACUAAUGACCUCAUUUUAAUGUGAUCAUGGGAAAGGCCCUAGUUCUAAGUCUGGUCACAUUUAUAGGUUACCAGGGGUUUGGACUGGGACAUCUUUGGGGGAUGCAGUCAAUCGAGAACAGAUAAUAAGUCCUUGCUCAGUACUUCUGAGCAAAAAAGGAAAGUUAGACACAACACAUUGUAGUGCUAGUAAAAUGGUAGUUUUAGAAGAAUGUGACAGUAUAGCUGGAAUACUACAUUUAAAAUUCAUUUCCUAGUAUUGCUUUAUAGCUGGGGAAAUUUUAAUUAAAAUUAACUGAGUGUCUAAAGUAUUUAAUAGAAUUCAGUGUUGUAGUUUCAAUCUUUCUUUCUUCAGGUACUAAGUUAUGCUAGCAUCUAUGGAAAGUUUAAGAUUCUAUGCAUUAGAAGCCAGAUGUAGUAUUGCAUCCCUGUACUGUAAUCCCAGCACUCAGGAGGCUGAGAUGGGAGGAUCAUUGGAAGUUCCAGGCCAGCCUGGGCCACAAAGUGAGUGUAAGGCCAGUCUGAACUGCAUUGUGAGACCUGUCGCAGAAAACAAAACAAAACAAAAACACCUCAAUGUUUUAAUGCUUUAAAUUUAAACUUCUGCCUGACAAGUGGCCCAUGCUUGAAAUUCUAGCUACUGGAAUGACUGAAACAAGAAGGGAUUGCAAGUUUAAGACUAGUGUGGACAACUCUAACAAAAUCUCACCUCAAAAUACAAAACUAGAAACAGAAGGCUGUGAAUAUUGUUCAGCGGUGGAGUAUCUCUGGUUAUAGCCCCAAAACUGCAAGACUCAAGAAUGAACAAUUCGUCAGAAGCCAGUAAACCAUCUAUGGAGAGUGCAGAUGGCAGCACGGGCACACAAACCAAUGGUCUGGACUUUCAGAAGCAGCCUGUGCCUGUCGGAGGAGCAAUCUCAACAGCCCAAGCCCAGGCUUUCCUUGGACAUCUCCAUCAGGUCCAGCUCGCUGGAACAAGUUUACAGGCUGCUACUCAGUCUUUAAAUGUACAGGCAAAAUCUAAUGAAGAACCGGGGGAUUCACAGCAGUCAAGCCAGCCUUCCCAGCAGCCUUCAGUGCAGGCAGCCAUUCCCCAGACCCAGCUUAUGCUGGCUGGAGGACAGAUAACUGGGCUCACGUUGACACCAGCCCAGCAGCAGUUACUACUGCAGCAGGCACAGGCACAGGCACAGCUGCUGGCGGCUGCAGUGCAGCAGCAUUCUGCCAGCCAGCAGCACAGCGCUGCUGGGGCUACCAUCUCUGCCUCCGCCGCCACGCCCAUGACACAGAUCCCCCUGUCACAGCCCAUCCAAAUUGCACAGGACCUUCAGCAACUGCAACAGCUGCAGCAGCAGAAUCUCAACCUGCAGCAGUUUGUGUUGGUGCAUCCGACCACCAACUUGCAACCCGCGCAGUUUAUCAUCUCCCAGACGCCCCAGGGCCAGCAGGGUCUCCUGCAAGCGCAAAAUCUUUUAACGCAACUACCUCAGCAAAGCCAAGCCAACCUCCUACAGUCGCAGCCAAGCAUCACCCUCACCUCCCAGCCAGCAACCCCAACACGCACAAUAGCAGCAACCCCAAUUCAGACACUUCCACAGAGCCAGACAACACCAAAGCGAAUUGAUACUCCCAGCUUGGAGGAGCCCAGUGACCUUGAGGAGCUUGAGCAAUUUGCCAAGACCUUCAAACAAAGACGAAUCAAACUUGGAUUCACUCAGGGUGAUGUUGGGCUCGCUAUGGGUAAACUAUAUGGAAACGACUUCAGCCAGACUACCAUCUCUCGCUUUGAAGCCUUGAACCUCAGCUUUAAGAACAUGUGCAAGUUAAAGCCACUUUUAGAGAAGUGGCUAAAUGAUGCAGAGAACCUCUCAUCUGAUUCAUCUGUCUCCAGCCCAAGUGCCCUGAAUUCUCCAGGGCAGGGAGUGGAGGGUUUGAAUCGUAGGAGAAAGAAACGCACCAGCAUAGAGACCAACAUACGGGCGGCCUUAGAGAAGAGUUUCUUGGAGAAUCAAAAGCCUACCUCAGAAGAGAUCACCUUGAUUGCUGAACAGCUUAAUAUGGAAAAAGAGGUGAUUCGUGUUUGGUUUUGUAACCGACGCCAGAAAGAAAAAAGAAUCAACCCACCAAGUAGUGGUGGGACCAGCAGCUCACCUAUCAAAGCAAUUUUCCCCAGCCCAACCUCACUGGUGGCAACCACGCCAAGCCUUGUGACAAGCAGUACAGCAGCCACCCUUACAGUCAACCCUGUCCUCCCCCUAACCAGCGCCGCAGUGACUAAUCUCUCUGUUACAGGCACUACAGACACCACGUCCAACAACACAGCCACCGUGAUCUCCACAGCCCCUCCCGCUUCUUCAGCAGUCACAAGCCCUUCUCUGAGCCCUUCCCCUUCUGCCUCCGCCUCUGCCUCUGAGGCAUCCAGUGCCAGCGAGACCAGCACAACGCAGACCACUUCUACUCCUCUGUCCUCCCCUCUUGCAACCAGCCAGGUGAUGGUGACAGCAUCAGGCUUGCAAACAGCAGCAGCUGCCGCUCUCCAAGGAGCCGCACAGUUGCCAGCAAAUGCCAGUCUUGCCGCCAUGGCUGCUGCUGCAGGCCUCAGCCCAGGCCUGAUGGCACCGUCGCAGUUUGCGGCUGGAGGUGCCUUACUCAGUCUCAACCCAGGGACCCUGGGCAGUGCUCUCAGCCCCGCUCUAAUGAGCAACAGUACACUGGCAACUAUUCAAGCUCUUGCUUCUGGUGGCUCUCUUCCAAUAACAUCACUGGAUGCAACUGGGAACCUGGUGUUCGCUAAUGCUGGAGGAGCCCCCAACAUCGUGACUGCCCCUCUGUUUCUGAACCCUCAGAAUCUCUCUCUGCUCACCAGCAACCCGGUUAGCUUGGUUUCUGCUGCUGCUGCCUCCACAGGGAACUCAGCACCUGUUGCCAGCCUUCACGCCACCUCCACCUCCGCGGAGUCCGUGCAAAACUCUCUCUUCACAGUGGCCUCUGCCAGUGGGGCUGCAUCCACAACCACCACGGCUUCCAAGGCACAGUGAGCUGGGCACAGAGCCAGCCGCCCAAGCCUUCGUCACUGCAGUGGGAUCAGGCUGCCAGCCAGUUGGUAAACUGAAAAUGUGAUCAGCUUUCCUUCACAGUGUUGUGAGGGCAAGGAGACAAAAAAGAGAAGAAAAAUACACAUACCAGAAAAAACAGAGACAGACAACAUUUGCCUAAUUUUAUAAUAAAGCACUGUCUUUUCAGGAUUGCUUCAUGGAUGGGGAGAACUUUCUAACCAAAAAUUUAAAAAAAAAAAAAUUGAAAACAAAUAAGUGAAAGGACUACGUAUCAUUUCCAGCAGUCAUGAUGACAAGGUGGGUUACCAAUUCCAAUAUAGGAAGGGGAUUUCUUGUUUGUCUAAAUUUCUUUUUUCUUAAAAAAAAAAAAAUCAUUUUUAUGGGUCUGUUGUACAGGCCGUUAAGUCAUAACAAGAUGUUUAUAAUCGUAUCAAUUGUGUUGGGGGUUCCUUUCUUAACUGGUACAAUUUAGGCAGGCCUGUAUUACUGUAUCUCUAUUAUUGUUGUUGUUAUUAUUGUUUUUAUAUAUAGAGAGAGUUUGGACAUGUUUAUCUCUCGCUCCUGGAUCCUAUUUCAGUGAGCUCCCACACUGUGGGGAGGGAGGGUUUUGGGGUAAGGGGAGUCUCAACGUUCUUAACUGUGGGGAAUGUUCUUGCUGGUUUCCUUAUCCUUGAUGACUCUUACAGAGGUGCUAGAAAAUUAUUUUCUUUUGCCACUUAUGCAAGAGGCUUGGUGCAGAAGCUGAAGGCAGUGUGUGCAAACACUCCCACUUCACACACGCCCCUCCCCCAUCAGGUGGUGCCUUUGGAGCACUUUUGUGUAGGAAGGAAUUCCUGCUGAACUGUAGCUCUCACCCCAAAUCAUGGAAUGGCCCUGAGGCCCAGGUCCUGUGGUGCAACAGUGCUGCUUUCUGCUACUUCAAAUGGGAACAGCCGCACAUGUUGCAGAACAGGGUUUGGUUCUGAAGAGCAAAGACUACUGCAGACACCUGACUCGGUGGUUCUCCUGAUUUCUUAUGUCCUGAAAAAUGCUCCUACUGUUGAUGUAUGUGUUUGUGUGUUCCAUUUUAUGAAAGUUUUUCAUCUAAACUUUUACUUGGCAGUGAACAAAUUAACCUGUUGAAAUUGGGAAACAUUUCCCUUUUGUUUUCUGAAGGAAUUCUACUAGAGUAUUUCCCAUCAAUUACAUAUCCAGAAGAGGUGGAGGAGAAGAAUCUGAGGUUGCCACCUUUUCCUCUAAAGAGCCCCAGACUUCUGUCCACUGAAUGGCUUAUAAUUUGCUCAAACCCUGAGAUUCUCCUCUAUUCUGUGACAGAGGCACUUACUGGCCACACUGUAUUGGGGUCCGUAAACCUGUGCAGAAAGGCUAAGCAGGAACUUUGCACACACCAUAGUUCCUGGCUUUUCUGGGAUGCUCCUGCUAGGUGGGUCUAACGACAGUGCAUAAUCUCUUUAUUCAGUGUAGAAAGUGAUUGGCUCCUGUCAUUGUUUUCAGGGUGUUUCUGGACUACAUAAAUGAGCCCAUUGAAAAGAAAGAGCUUGUAAAGUAGGUAAAAAGGAAUGAGGGUCACUUAGAAAUUAAAUUCCCCUUUUUACCAGUGUACUAUUACAGUAUCUGUACCAAAAAAUUUCUCGAGAGACUGGACCACUGCAGUGUAGCUUAUCUACAUUAUCCUUCAGAGUGGAGUUAAAGGUUCCUGUUUGGUGUCUGGUGUUCAAUCUCCAGUGGUCCCAAGACUGUACUUUGUCCCCCUUUUGUGGUGGGGAUUAAGAAAGAUCUAACAGGUGACUUUCCUUUUGACUGCUUUGCUUGUGGCCGCAAGGGAGCUGAGAUUCAUCUAUUUGUCUCUCUUCACCACUGUUCAGAAAGGCAGUAAUGCAGACACAAAUGUGUACCUUUGUUUGUGACUCAAGUGGCAGACAGUCAUAUUAAUAUUAAAGGUCAGAAACAUUUAGUCCCCUUUUAAAUUUUUGUUUAGUUUCUUCUGUCUCGUUUUUCUCAAAAGUAUUUAAUUACUCUCUCCCCUCCCCAUUUCCUUUUCAUACCCUUCACUUUCUCUCAAAUCCCUCUAAAAUCAGUGAACUGCAAGCAGGGAAACUAACAAAUGUCCAUCCACCUGUUUUUUUGUGGUGUGUGGUGGUUUGUUUUGUUUUGUUUUGUUUUUUAAUGUUUUUAUUUUUAAACUAAGCUUGAACCAAAGUCAAAUUUUAGCAAGCUGCUGUACUAAUGGAAUAGUUUAUAACGUGCAGUUCAGACACAUUGAGGAGAUAGAUGCUACUGACAAUUUCUUUUUCAUUUGUCUUUAUUAAUUUUAUAUAAAAGUUGCUGCUUGUUUUUAAUCUUUUGUGUUGAUAAAUUGUAAUACCCUCUGGGCAGACAUUACCUUGAUUUUUAACUAGUAUAUUUAGGUUGUGUGUAAAUAGAAUGGCAGUGUCAGUUACUAAUUUCUCUCUUCUCUAUCAGCUUUUCUCUUUUGUACUUAAAGGAAAUCUUCUCCCAUGGCUUGAAGUCUCUAACUUUAAUCUGUGCAGAUGAUUUUAGGACUGUGGAUAAUGCUGUAGUUACCUGUAAUGAAGAGUCCCUCCAAUGGGAAUAUAGAAGUUAAGAGGAAGGAUUCAGGGAGGGAAGUGCUAAUACCCACCAUAUUGGAUUAGAGGUUAUGGCAUUAAUUUCCCCAAAUUGCUACCAAAGGAAAGUGUGAGGUCUCAAGGGACUGUAGCCCAGUAAGUUAAGAUGAAAGACACGAAAAGCCAGUUGUUGGUUUUGGUUUUUGUGAUUAAAAAAAUGAUCACUCUUCCACACAGCAUUCACCAAUAGUCUUUAGUGUUAAAGAAAAUACUAAGCUUUAAACAUCAGCACAGUAGUCCCUACACUGUCUGUGUCUAGUCUCUAAUCCCUUUUUUUUAAUGUGGAUCACUUGAUGAGGGUAGAUCUUAAACCAGCAUAAAAAUCUGUUUAAAAGAACAAUUAAAUCUUUAAACAAAAAUAACUUUAAAUUUUUUUCUUAUUUUGCAUAUUUAAAAGUAAGUUAUGGAAUAGAAGGUACUUUUUCACACGUGUAUACGUGAAACACUAAUAUAGCUUGGUGGUGCGUGCUUCGUUUCAGAUCAGCUCUCCAUCAUUAGCCCUAGAUAUUCUGUUAAUCAUGCUUGCGUCAUGAACACCUUAGUCCUUUUUUUAUUUCAUAUCAUCUUGAGAAGUACUUUUUGAAUUGAAUGAACUAUCUCCUAAGCUAAGGUACUCAGACCUAACUUUAAGCCACAUUUUAGAGGGAAAUCUGCAAAUUCAAAGGGUCAUUUGACCAAAAAGAGUUCUUUGAUAGAGUCUACACAUUUGGAAGAAAGGCCAGAUAGUUGUUACAGUUCUUGUUAUCAUUCUUCUUUUCUUACUCUUAGUGUUUAUGAAAGUUUUAUUUCCUCCCUGAAUUUGAUUAAUACAUAUUAAGCCAAAGACUAAUUUUAAAUACAUUCAUAGUAAUACUGUAUUUGCCCAUGAUAAUGGGCCCCUACUGAAGGAGUAGUGAAUGUAAUUGUAAACUGUGCUUAUCAUAAGCAAUGCAAUUUGGUCAUGAACUUUAUACCCUAUGUAAAUCUGAAAGAACAGAAAGACCUAAAAAGGGGGCUUCUCACAGAAAUAGUAUUAUUAUUCUAAGAUGAGUUUAAAGGAAAUAAAUUGAAAUAAGCUGUAUUAGUUGAAAUGUUCUGAGGUUCAAUAGACAGCUUUUUAGAAUUAAGAAAGAAUUAUUUAUAUCCACUAAAUGAGGUAAUAUGCACUCUCUUUUAUUUAUUGUCAUAAAGGUCAAAACCAUCCCAGUUUAUUUAGCUUGUCACUCAAGAAUGGAACCAAAGGAAUUCAAUUUCCAUUUUUCAUAGAACCACACCUAUAUUGGUAGCAUUACCAGAAAUUAAUAUUUUUAAAAGGGAAAAUAUCCAUUAAAAGAUUUUUAGCGAGCUUAUCUUGCCAACUUGUUCUACAUCAUUCAUUUGUUCUUGGGGGGAAAAAAGCACAAUUAUACCUCUUUUUAAUGUUACUUUGUCCGUUUGUCUUCAUGUAUUUGGGAAGGUAAGGAAAAUAAUCUGAAAGCACAGAUGCUUGACACAAUAUUUAAAUUCAAUCCAGUCUUUAUUGUAAAAUUAUAUUUAACUUUCUGGAAAAGCUAGAUGCACCUGCAAAUACAAGGAAUUUGUGUCAGUUUUUAAAGUUGAGAAUCCUGGCAGAAGACGUUUCAAUUAGUAUACAGUGAACACCUGGCUUACAGAGAAACUCCAUAGUCUGUUGUUUCCAAUAUGGGUCAUCCUCACGGAUCUUUCUUGACCUAGAAGUAAUUGUAGCAGAAAAGGGAAACUGAGGAAAAGAUUCUCUCUUACAUUUCUUCCCAGGAAAAGAAGAGCUGCUGGGAAUGGAAGGGGAGCAGGGAGCCCUCGCGGCCACUCUGCAGUCACAGUCCCUCAAGAGUUUGUCAAGUGCUUUCCCCCUAAGUCAGCGUUGCAAUGUGAUGAAUUUCAAGUUUCUUUAUUCUUCAAACUACUAGAGCCAAAAAAAAUUGUAAGACUGCUGAUACUAAUAGGCAAAAAAGACUGAAGACCAGAAAUUUAAAAUCAGCCAUGUGAGCAGGAUUUGAUAGAUGAAUUCGUUCAUAUCCAUCAAGAGUUCGUGUGUGUGUGUGUGUGUGUGUGUGUGUGUGUGUGUGUGUGUGGAGAGCAUUUAGUGUGAAACAUUGUUCACAUAAUCAUAGUCCUUUGUUCUGAAGUCAUUUCCUGUCACUAACAUUUUGACGAUGACACUAUAAAAUGGUAAAUCUUUCUUCAUAUUUAUCUUCAGUUUUAAGGAGGAAAAAAAUUUCUGUGCUGUUCCUCUAGGGAAGAUAGGUUUGCAUGGAUAGCAGCUAUAGUACAGAAUCUUGGACAGAAAUAGGAUAAAUAAAUUGCUUUCAUUACUAAAAGCCUAUAUGAAUCCUAUUAUCCUUUUCUUAGUCCAAAGAGGUUAAAUGGGACUCCAUGAAAUUUCCAGCAAGGCUUAAAAGGAUCCUACUAGGAGGGCAGGAAAUACAUUUCUCAACAGUUGUCCACUCUGCCGUUUUUUGUGUGAUCUGCCAAGCGUAGCUCUCUUCUAUUCAUCCUAUUUUAUGAAUUGUUUCCUUAAGUUGGUUCUUCUGUUCUUGGCCUUGGUGAAAAUCAGCAAAUUGGAGUGAAUCUCACGUUGAUUCCGUACUCUGGAUCUCGCUUCCUCCUUUCCCUCACACUUUUUUCUCUUUGAAUGGUGGUACCUUAAUCUGUAACGUUAAUACUCGUGGGCGACAGUUAGCUUCUGGCACCUUCAUAAGAUACCUCAGCAUAGCUUAGGCAAUGUUAUCAAACUGGUUUUAAACUAAAUACCAAAUAAAAUAGAAGCUUUAUUAGUAGUGGAAAUAAUUCUAGCUGUAGUAUUUAGUUAAACUAACGUUUAUUAUGAUUGAUAAACCUGACUGAUGCUGUGUGUAUUUGGGAUCCUGUUUAUAGGUUACAGUUUAUAGGGUUAGGGUGGGAAUUUUGCUCGUGUAUGCUUUUCUUUAUAUCUAUCUUGCCAAAGGAAACUUGAUAUUCCCCUGUGAUUCAGUUUAGGAUUUAUUGGCCUCUAUGGUCUGAUCUGCAGCACAGUGUGUGGUGGCAUGCAGGUGACAUGUGGAGUGUCCAAUAGGUUCAGGCACAUUUAUAACCCUUCCUAUGGCUGCCCAUGCUCCCCGGAUCUACAGCCUCUCCUAAGGAUUCAUUACGUCUGUAUGUAGAGCAAAGGCUUAGGUAAAAUACAAAUGUGUAAAAGUCUAGGUGUGCAGAAGAAAAAUAAAGACAGAAAGAAAUGCACCAACUAAUUUGGAGAGGAAUGGAGAAUUGUUGCAUCUUAAUGUAAGGGUGAGACAAGUUCUUUUAGUUACCCUUGGUUACUGAAUGUUGUGCUAGUAGCCCAGCUUUUAUAACCAUUUUUUAAUACCAAAGCUUGUUCUACCUAUAACAAAAGCAUAUACAGAAGAAAAGCCAAAUCAAAUAAUUAAAAGCUAACCUUCUCACUUUGCACCUGUGAUAAGGUGUGCUUUUAAGGAUUGGUUGGUUGGUAGGAUAGAAGGUGGUGAUGUUCUAGGUGCAGUGUGAGUGAGAAGUGAUGUUGGUUUUAAAAGAAUUCAGUCUUUCUCUGCCUAUAUACCACAUUUUCUUGGCUCCCAGAGUUUUGAUACAAACUAAAUCUCCAAAUAGGCAUUUUUGUUUUAAAUAAAUGAUCCCAUCUCAUACUACUGAAGUGAGAUUUGGUUUGGAUUCCAAAGACACUGCUGUGUCACUUUUUGUCCUUAGUUUCAAAACAGGCAGAGGGAAUAGGAGCAAAAGGUUGAAAUUCAGUAAAGCUUUACCUUGUUUCUUUUCUUUCUCUUUUUGCCUCUUCUCUACUUUUUGGAAGGCUUGUUGAUUAUCUGGCUUUGGCAAAGAGAUUUAUUUUGGUUCACUCUGCUGACUCUGUAAAGAUGGAUAGAAUUAAUUGCUCAGUGUAGCAGUGAUGUUCUUGGAAUUAAGAAAUUUUAAGAAUGCAAAAAAUGAGAGUAGAGUUAUUUUAUUUCUUUAUCUAGAGCAUACUUACAAAUAGAACCAAAACAACCUCUUUGAGUUAAGACAAUGGUUUAGAUGUACUGUCUCUGUUCUGUCUCUUGAAGAAGCAUUUCAAGAGCUGGAUUACAUGGAAAACCAAAAGAUUUUCCCUUAUUCUUCCAUAGAACUGUUUUAUUCCAAAAUGUUUUUAUAAUAUGGCUCUCAGAAGUUGAGUAGUUCACUGUUUUAGUGUAGUAUUGAUAGGACAAAGAGGAAGAGAGGAAAAUAAUAUAUUGUUCUCUGAAUAGUCCAUCAAAAUGAUCAGGUUGCAGAACUUCAUAGAAGCUUUCCUAGUAAUUUUAUUGUUCUGACAUUAUGUAAAAGUUGUAUUAAUGUUGUGUGACUUUUCAAAGCAUUAGGUAGAUUUAUAUGUAGGUAAUAGGGAUAGGGAAGACAAGAGCACUUGAAACAAAGGCGAUAGGAAAAUAAAGUGUGUGAAGAACAAGGAUUUGAGUCUGGAAGUAAAGCUUCCAGGGGCUGGGGAGAGAAAAUAUGGAUAAUUCUUUCUGUGUCCCUGAGUCUGCGCAUAGUGCCACCUUCUGGUUCACACACAGGACACUGUCAGAAAUUUAAGACCCCCAAACUAACUUACUAUCAAAAAAUAUUGAGGUCUGCUGCAAAGUUUCUCCAUGUUUUCUUUGUUUACUUGUUCAUCAUUAUUUUAGUUGGCCACAGCCUUGCAAAAGCAGCUUAAGGGUUUUUUCACAAAUUAGCAGCGGCAUUGAACUCUCCAACAUUUUAUCCUAGUCUGUAGGCAGACAGCUGAGUACAGAGCUAUUAAAAAAUAUGAGACAUCUGACCAUUUAGUUCCUUAAGAACAAAGUUUCAUUCAGAAGUUUCCUUUUGAAUGAAAAGGGACAGAGCCAACUCCCAUCUAGCCCUAAAACUAUCUCAAGGUGUAAAAAAAAAAGAGGAGGAAAUGAAAUGCACCUUCAGAGAUUGGAAUGACAGCAUCUGUUAGGAACACGGAGGUCUCAGACUGCUUGGGGGAGCCGUGAUGUUCCGUUCCUGCGAGACAUGCAGAAGUGUGUAUCUCCUCAGUAGAGUGCCUAAUUCCAGCCUCAGUGGAGGAAUGAAAAGAGGAAUCAGGACACUUUGCAACCAUUUUCUAAUACUGACUUUUACAACAGAAAAAGUGGUCUCUGAAAUCCGAUAGGGGAUAAGAAAAACAAACGUGUAACAGCUUAUUACCUCUGCUUGCACAGCAGUGUGCAUUACCCAGUCCACAGGAGGUCCUGCUGCAGGAAGAAGUCCCCAUCCCCCUCAUCUGUGGUAGUGGCGAGGGCCAGGUGAGUAAGCGUGGGUUUUCCUGCCCACCACACGUCCAGGAGCUGUUGUAUACCUCAUUUCUAAGUCGUGACUGUGUCACUUGCUUUAAUUUCCCCUCAGCCCUACAGAGUUGCCAAGUCUGCCCUCCCUCCUCUCUGUACUGUUGAACUCUGGCCUAUAGCAUCGUGAGACCUGUAGCUGAGGGUGGGACCUCCUGGAGCCUCUGAAUGUCACUGCUUGAAAGCUACUGCAAACCCAAGGGCAAAUUGCAAUCUUCUGUUUCUGCUCACAGAUCUCAUCACAUCCACUGUCUGCCAAGCUGCCUUUCAGGGCUGCUCUGCCCGCGCCCCGCGCCCCCCCCCCCCCCGUCCCCCCAUAUCUUGACUGGAGGCCACACUUAAGGGUCUGUCCUUUGCCCUGUGUGUGGAGGCCACCCCUCUCCUCGGAGGCCACAGGCUUCUGUGUAUCUGCAGAACUUGGGGUAGAAGGGAAGACACCAAAGGCUCCUUUAAGCCGACUGCUGCAUAUGGGUUUCACUUUUUUCCUUUGACAUGACCAAAAAGAAAAUAAUCCAAAUAUUUAAGUUUUUAUUAUUAUUAUUAUUAUUAUUUGACAAUCUUCUAUCCAGCAGGCUCUCUAGAAGCUGCAUCCCCUGCCCUUUCACCUUUUCUUUGAAUGUAGUUCUCAGCCUUCAACUCCCACCCUUAAAGUUGAACAGAAGCCUAGCCAGGUCAUAAUUCUGCUGCUAUAAGCCAGGGGAGGGUGGUUUCUUUGUUUUGUUUUGUUUUGUUUUUUUAAAUUUCCAGCCAAAACCAAAGAUUUCUUAAUGAUUGUAUAAACUCAAAACAAACAAAAAAACCAAAGAAAAGGGACGUCUUCAGCAUCAAUCCAGUCUGUGGUGUCCUGGCACUUAGAGGAGGGAGGGCAGGGGCAGGCAGGGGGCCUCUGGCGGCCGGGUGCGCGAACCUAGUCUUCGCAGCUUGUGGCCACGCCACAAAACCAGUUGGCAUUUCAGACUUUUGAAAACAAAAGCCAAAACCCCAUCACCACAGUAACAGCCAGGGUCACCGCGGGGAUCCAGCACAGGGUCUAGGGCGCCCAGCUGCUGCUGCGGGACUGGCCAAGGACUCCACAGAGUGGGGCGCUGGAGACACUGGCGCAGGAUUGGCUGCUCUGCUGGGUGCUUUCACCUGGGGCGGGGCGGGCGAGCGGAGAGGCCCUUCUGAGCCUUUUUCUCUUUUCCUUUACUGGAACUGCUUGGAAGUGGCUAUCCUGUUCUUGAGAAAACCUGCAGAAUGAUUAUCAAGCUUUUCGUUUCUCUUUAUUGUAGUUUUGGUUCCUUUUUGCAGCACCACUGUGCAACUAUGCAUUGUAUUUCACAACCUUUUGUGCUAGGUAGAUGCCUGUGACUUUUUAACUUGGGGGGCGGGGGGAUUGCAAAUGAAGGAACUUUUUACACAGAUCUUUUUAAUCUCAGUUGAUUGGGGAGGGGGGUAUUUGGUUCUAGGGUCAUACAAGCUCUAUCCCAAAGCAAAAUCCAAAUGUUAAUAAUAUUAGCCUGAUGCAGAUACCAAAGAUAAUCUCUUUCCUGCAGAACCUUAGACUUGUGUAUUAAGUACGAUUACCCAGCACUUGCAUUAGUCUAACCUCAGUAAUUCCAAAGCUUAGAUGUAUAUUUUGGUAUAUUUCUGGGAUAUUAAAAAAAAAUGUCGUUUAACUUCUUGUUUGUUUCAGUGUAAUGCUCUUAAAAGUCAUAGCAUGAAAAUAAUUGAGCUGUCCUAUUCCUAGUAGUUUGAAAUAAUAGUAUUUUUGUAUGUUUUGGGUGUGUCUAUGUAUGUUAACAUAACAGUUUUCACUGCCUAGGUGUUCAUAAUAAAAAAGAAAAUGAAAAAGUUCUGAGUGUACAUAGUAUUGAAUAAUAAUCCUCUACCAGGUGUCAAUUGGAUUGCAUAGUCACUGAUUAAUGUGCCCAACUUGGGUUUUGUUUUGUCUUAAAGAGACAGUGAUCGUGUUUUUCUAAAGAUGUUUUCUGUCUUUAAAUAUCUUAACUCCCACACCUUUUCUUCCUUUUUUUUUUUUUUUUUAAAUAUCGAUUCAGGGGUGUUUUUCCACUGUUGUCAAGGGAGAGACACAAGGGGAAUUAGCCCCUUGGCCUCCCAAAACUUUUUGUUUUAUGUACUUUAAAAUGUGAGUUUGAGUUCUUCUUUGUGGAAACUUAAGAUGUGGUGUAAAUGAUUCUUUCCAGAAUUGUCCAGCAGCUUUAAUGGGAGGCAGUGACAAUUUCUAAGUAGUUUAUUGGGAGUCCUUUUACAUUUCUCCUAGAUGACUUUGCAUUCUGGGUGGCUAUUGUGUAGCCUCACUGCCCCAGAGCGCCUGUUUAGCCAUUUCCCCUGCUAGGAAUGUUUUGUAAGAAUCAGUUGAUAACUGGGAACACUGGACCUUGUUAUCUGUGCCCCCUUGGAAACACAUUUUCUUGGUCUUGCAAACCUGAAACACAGGCGACUUUACAAGGUGGGGAAUUAGCUGAUGCCUCCUGAGGCCUGAGGAGGUGGUGGGACUAUGAGUGGUGCUGUCUCUGUUAAGUGCCCUUUAUGAUUCCCCCUCCUGGGGCUGCCUGCAGGGGGCUGUAGGCUGGGAGAGAUUGUGUAGGUGCCAGUGAAUCUGAAUGAAAUGGUAGACUUUGUGUAGAUGCAUUUGUCUGCUGUAAUUUUUAUAUAUAUAUAUUAAACUUACUGUAACUGUACAGUUCGUUUCUGUUGUAAAACGUCAUUAAACCAUUUUCCAAGUGUUUUCA
Molecule: messenger RNA, 19784 nt
Organism: Cavia porcellus (domestic guinea pig)
Lineage: Eukaryota; Metazoa; Chordata; Mammalia; Rodentia; Caviidae
Gene: Pou2f1
Product: POU class 2 homeobox 1
Exons: 16
Coding region: 6855-9092 (745 amino acids)
Biological process (GO): regulation of transcription by RNA polymerase II
Cellular component (GO): nucleus
Molecular function (GO): DNA-binding transcription factor activity, RNA polymerase II-specific; RNA polymerase II cis-regulatory region sequence-specific DNA binding
Source: RefSeq, a predicted model, not a curated record